Poecilia latipinna (sailfin molly) is the source of this 1462-nucleotide messenger RNA. RefSeq names its product multiple epidermal growth factor-like domains protein 10. The record is from RefSeq and is a predicted model, not a curated record. The transcript has 9 exons. Gene Ontology annotation, cellular component: membrane. Lineage: Eukaryota; Metazoa; Chordata; Actinopteri; Cyprinodontiformes; Poeciliidae. Bases 1 to 1185 code for a protein of 394 amino acids.
AUGUGUUUAUUACAAAAUGCUAAAAGUGUUAUAAACUUUUUGAAAUGUACAAAGUAUGAUGAGGAUUUCUUUUCAGGCUGUUCAUUAGGCUUCUACGGGAAGGAGUGUUCACAGAUCUGUCACUGUAGAAAUGGGGCUUACUGUGACCACAUCUCUGGAAAAUGCACGUGUCGCACUGGCUAUAUGGGACAACAUUGUGAACAAAAGUGUCCCCAUGGACACUGUCGUCAGGGCUGUAACUGUCUAAACAACUCCACAUGUGAUCACAUGACGGGAACAUGUUAUUGCAGCCCAGGGUGGAAGGGAGUGCGAUGCAAUGAAGGUGGUGUAGUGGUGUUUGGAAGCUUCAACAAUUUGACCAGCGCAUCCUUACACGUAGACACCUACCAGAUAGGAGUCAUUUCAGGAAUCAUAGUUCUAGUGUUUUUGGUACUUCUUGCCCUGCCCCUAUUCAUCAUCUACCGAAAUAAACAGAAGAGUAAAGAGGCUACAAUGCCAGCUGUAAUCUACACUCCUGCUAUCGGGAUCACAUCUAAUUACACUAGAGCAGAUACUUACACUCCAUCAUAUGAAGCCCACCCCAGCAACUACUUCUCCAACCCCAGUUACCAUACCCUUACCCAAUGCAUCAGUAUGCCUCAUGUCAAGGGUGGUCAAUGUGCAAAGGCUGGUAGCAAUCUAUUUCCUAACAUGGAGAAUGUGGCUCUUGGUGCUCUUACUGGAACCAGGCUUAGCAACUGGGAACAAGGGGUCCACUUCAAUGAACUGGGAGCCUGUGGAGUUGACAUGACUUGCAUUGGAAAAUCACUGCAAGACAUGGUAAAGGGUGCUGACUAUCUUGCAAGUUCCUCUUCUCUUGUCAGCUCUGAAAACCCAUAUGCCACAAUAAAGGACCCCCCCUCGCCAACAUCCAAAAACACUGAAAGUAGCUAUAUGGAAAUGAAAUCACCCACCAGGAGAGAUUCAGCAUAUGCAGAAAUUAAUGACACCAGUCCGACUAAUAGCGAGAAGGUUGAUAAAACUGAGAUGACUAUCAAAACCAUCCAACCCACUGGAGUAAGCGACACCCAUCUACAGUUUGGAAAGGAGUCAACUGACCAGGCAAAAAACAACCACUGUGAUUGUGACACUCUGCCACCCACAGAAAGUUUUUUGUCAGAGACCAAGGAGGUGGAUUGUGAGUAAAGGCAAAGAAACUCAGAACCAAGACCAGCUCUCAAGUACUGUCUUUGGCUCCAGCAUUAAAUAAUCAUUAUUAAAUAUCCCUGGAGUAUAUAUUAUUGUUAUUAUUAUUAUUAUUAUUAUUAUUAUUAUUAUUAUUAUCAAUAUCAAUAUGUCUGGGCUCAUUCCUUCUAUCACAUGGAUCUGAGAUAGAAUAGAGUUCUUUAUGUAAAGGAUUUAUGAUGAAAAUCUUUCCUUUGUAUUUUUUCACAUUUAUUCUUAUUGCAAAAUGUAUAAAUUU